AUGAAAAUGACCAUAGACAUUCUAAUCCUAGGAGCAGGCUGGUGUUCGACCUUCAUGAUUCCCCUUUGCGACGAGAAAUCCAUAACUUACGCAGCCACAUCUCGUUCCGGCAGAGAUACUACUAUUAAAUUCGUCUUCAACGCGGACUCAGAUGACCCGGAGCCAUACACCGUCCUUCCCAAUGCUCGUACCAUCUUGAUUACCUUCCCCAUCGACAAGAAGGGCGCUUCGGAGAGGCUGGUUAGACUAUACAGUCAGAGCAGGGGCGAGGGCGGUGACGUGAAGCCAAGGUUCAUCCAACUCGGAACGACGAACAUGUGGGGGGGUUCGCGUCUGACUCGGGGCCAGAAUGCGCAAGGCGCUGAUGCAGCUGUUCAAAGUGGCUGGUAUGACCGUCGCUCUCCUUACGCCCCCACUCCCCGAGCCGAGGAAGAGGCAGCAUUGCUCGCUCUAUCACCCGCCACUCCUACCACCGUUCUCAACCUCGCUGGACUUUGGGGAGGGUCUCGCUCACCGAAGAAUUGGGUUGCGAAGAUUGCACCGUCAAAAGAGGCUCUCAGGGCAAAGGGGAGCUUGCAUCUGAUCCACGGCCUCGACGUUGCUCGCUGUGUUCUUGCGGUCCAUAGUGACUUCGCGAAGGCGCAGGGCCAGCGCUGGGUACUCACGGAUGGCCGUGUGUACGAUUGGUGGGACCUUGCAUCGGCCUGGGGUUCUUCUCCUGUCCCGACUACGGAGGAAUCCUCCUCGAAUCUUUCGUCCUCUGAAGAUCGUGGACCACAGGCCAUGUGGAUCCGAGAGUUGAUGGACGAGGCCGGAGUGCGGGCGUUACCCCGAAACGUCGAAUUGCUUGGUCGCGCGUUGGAUUCCAGGGAGUUCUGGACGACGUUUGGGUUGACACCGAUAAAAGCAAGAGUAGAGGUGUAG
Molecule: messenger RNA, 924 nt
Organism: Cyclocybe aegerita
Lineage: Eukaryota; Fungi; Basidiomycota; Agaricomycetes; Agaricales; Hemipholiotaceae
Source: the annotation of a GenBank genome assembly